GAUUAAAUUGUGUAAUGUGUAGUUUAGCAAGAGGUGUUAAAGUGGAAAAUUAAUUAAUGUGAAUUAGGUGGAAAAUUAAAUUGUGUUUUUCCAGGCUAGAAACUAACCUUUUUUAAAUUAUCCACAUUAUAAGCCAUGUCGAAAUGCCCAGCUAUCGCUAACUAUUCAUAAACGUGUCUCUUCAAUUCCACACGUCAUUGGCGAAGUAAAUACUAAAUUGCUCUCGUCUGGUGCAGCCGCAUGCAAUAUAUUAUAACAAAGUUGAAUUGACUUGGGAAAAUUAAAUUAAUUUCAAGUUUUUAUUGUUCAUUUCUUAAUUUUCAGUGAUUUUAGGCAGUUUGUUGAAGCCAUAACAUAUGUCCAAUAAUAAUUAACAAAGCCCGAAUACCUAAAGGAAAGUGUCUAUAAACCAUCCAUUUGAGAAAUUAAAAAUGCUAGUCAGACGGUUCACACGUUCACUAUGGAAUACAUUGAAAGUGGAAAAGAGGUACCUAUCCUCAGAGCCAACCAAACCUGAACCAAAGGAAGAUGAAGAUGGACUGGAUCCUGCACAGGCUGCAGCCCUGGACAAAGACAUUUGUCUGUUGGUGGACGAGAAGGACACCUUCAUAGGGACAGCAACUAAAAGAGACUGCCACAAAGUGGGGCCAGAUGGCAAAGUGCCCCUACAUAGGGCAUUCAGUGUGUUCCUGUUCAACAAGAGGGGUGACAUGCUACUGCAAAGGAGAUCAAGCCAAAAAGUAACAUACCCAGACUACUACACAAACGCUUGCUGCAGUCACCCUCUAUACAUCGAUGACAAACCCGAGGACGUCAUUACCGCGGCCAGACGAAGGCUCAACCACGAAUUGGGCAUACCUCUUGACAAGAUGGAUCCGGAAUUGUUCACGUUCCUGACUCGCGUGCACUACCACGACCCGGGCGACGGCGUGUGGGGCGAGCACGAGAUCGACCACAUCCUGUUCUUCCAGUCCGACGUCAAAGUCAAGCCCAACUCCGACGAGAUCUCCGAGUACUGCUUCGUGCCCAAGAGUGAAUUCAACGCAUAUCUGCCGACAUUGGAAGGCCCAAUAACCCCAUGGUUUAACAUGAUUCGUCGUCAUCGACUGAAGCUGUGGUGGGACAACCUGCAUCGCCUGAAAGAGUUCGCGGAACCUGACAAAAUACAAAAAUUCCUCAACGAAAAUAAAUAAUUUAAAAAAAUAAAGGUGUGUGGUUACUGUUGGUAGAUGUGGGACUUCAGGACGGUUAGAUUUAUUUAACUUUUUACUGCUAUAAUAGUCGAGAGACGAAAAAAUGUCAUGUUGCCUUAUCUUUUUUAGCAUCGAGAUUUAAAAACUCGACGACACUGUUUAUGUUACAUAAACUUUAAUAUAUGUUACUGUGAGUUUGCACCAAAAAAUAUAAAACAUAUGUUUGACAAGUCGUCGUAUGUGACGAAUCUGUUUUGUUGAAUUUACGUUCGCACUAUAGAAAAUUCAUUUAUUCUUUGACUUUCAACAUUUGUUAAAACGAGAAAGUUCCUACAUAUAAGAUACUGAAAACUCAGUUUGAUUGUUAACCGAAAACAGAGUUUACAACAUGUUUUUAUGUUUUUUCAGUGCAAACUAAACCUACAGUCCAGAGUGAAGAAAUUCAAGUAUUUUUAGUAGUCACAUGUGCUUUUUAUAAGAAACAAGUAGUACAUUACGAUACGUGCAAUUAAAGUACACACCUAAAAAGAAGUUUCACAUCAAAAAGGCUAGACUAUGCUACUAUACAUGAAUAAUAUUGUAUUUAUAAUAAUAUUAUAAGUAAUGAUGUCUUAUGGAUUAAAUUUAUCAUGCACUUCUGUAUCGUCAUUGUAUUAAGUUUAUAUUUUAGUUAUUAAGUUCAUAAAUCGAGUUUUUUGUCUUGGUUGUAUAAUAAUAUUAUUUGAUCAUAUAGAGAGAGAGCCCGUGAGGGCCAGACCGUUGUUAUUUUAUAAAAGCUGAAAGUUUCUCUGCGUGGGAGAACCAUCAGCUACUAUGAAGUUUAGAUUUUCUUUGAUUUUCUUAGGCUUUGGGAGAGAACAGAAGUAAAGAAUGUGUAAAAAAUCUAACGUCAAAGUAUAGUGUAAUUUUUUUAUAUUUUCUUCGGAAUAGUAUCAGAAAUCACGUCACACAAUGCCAGGCACUUAGAGUCAUGGAAACCCCGUGCCAGACACCCUUAAACUUUAUUAAAUUGUUAAACUUUAAGGUCUGGCACUUGCGGCCUUUUAGUCCAAUACCUUUUGAAACCAAAUUUUAGAAUAAAUUAAGAUAAGUAUAAGAUUUGGUAGUUAGUAUGUGAAUAAAAUGUGGACAAAAUAUUUAAAACAUCAUUUGCUUUAUCAUUCUUAUGGACUGAAACUAAGAAAUGGUUGUCGAUACAUAUUUAAUUUUUAAUCUCUUUUCUGUCAAUAAUAAUAAUAUUAAUUUACUACAUGUAUAAUGGAUAUUUAAUUAUAUCUGUACAUAUUUCGAAAAACGGGUGCUUGAAAUAUAGAUUUGUAUUUUAA
Molecule: messenger RNA, 2518 nt
Organism: Maniola jurtina (meadow brown)
Lineage: Eukaryota; Metazoa; Arthropoda; Insecta; Lepidoptera; Nymphalidae
Gene: Idi
Product: isopentenyl-diphosphate Delta-isomerase 1
Exons: 7
Coding region: 432-1193 (253 amino acids)
Biological process (GO): isoprenoid biosynthetic process; isopentenyl diphosphate biosynthetic process
Cellular component (GO): cytoplasm
Molecular function (GO): isopentenyl-diphosphate delta-isomerase activity
Source: RefSeq, a predicted model, not a curated record